Pediculus humanus corporis (human body louse) is the source of this 5259-nucleotide messenger RNA. Its product is annotated as Rho/RAC guanine nucleotide exchange factor, putative. The record is from RefSeq and is a predicted model, not a curated record. Gene Ontology annotation, molecular function: guanyl-nucleotide exchange factor activity. Lineage: Eukaryota; Metazoa; Arthropoda; Insecta; Psocodea; Pediculidae. The coding region runs from base 1 to 5259 and encodes 1752 amino acids. Gene Ontology annotation, biological process: positive regulation of Rho protein signal transduction. The transcript is spliced from 6 exons.
AUGGAAGUCAAUCAAAAUAGAAGUAGAAAAAAUGGAAAAGAGAAACAACGAACGAUUGGAAAAAGCAGUGGAAAAAUCACGGGGAGUAAAUCAUCAUCGGGUAUCGAAUCAUCUAAUUUUAUGGUUCAUCCCGAUUAUUUACAAAAAUAUGGGACUCUUUCGAAUGGAGUACUAACGAAAAGCAUUAAAUAUGCCGAAACGUGGCUAUACGGAACCGUGGGAGUGCGGGGAGCUCCAACUCCGAGACCCAGUUUGUUCAUUUACCCUGGAGUCGUACCACCUCCGUCCAGAGGACUAAAUGAUAAUUACCAAAGUUCAUCCAAUGGUGUAUAUUUUAGCGAUCCUUUAAAAAGUGUUUCUCCAGUCAGGUAUAGGGGAUUUAGUCAACCGUCAUUUCCGAAUAGUCUCGAUAAAAGUCGUACCGGUGAUAAAAAUGAUUUUAAAAUUUACGAAUUUUCCAAUGGUGGUAGUAGUAGUAGUAGUAGUAGUAGUGGUAACAACGGCGUACUCGAACCCGUGACGUAUGCUGGAAAAAAAAUAAAAACGGGAGGUCACACAAUAAGCAAGGGAAGUUGUUUAAAAGAUUCCGUUUCCGUUCGUGGUAAAAAAACAUCAUCAUCCAUUUUAGGAGUUUCCGAUCCUUACAACGUAAUGAGAAAAAACAGAUUAGGAUCGUCCGUCGAUAACGCCGAAUCCGUUACAUUAGGAACGUAUAAACUUUCACAGAGUAAAAGGCCCAAUUCUAUAGAAUCUUAUCCUCUCCUACAAAAACGAGAAUCCCCCAUAGAAACUCAUAAAUCGAAAUCAAGCGGAAAAGAAAUGAAAUAUUGGAGAAACGAAAAAGAAGACCGAACGAAACCAGAGGAAGAAGUCGUCGGAAGAAGGAAAUCAAUUUUAGAAUGUGAAGUUGACGUUUACGAAUUAAACAAAAGCGAAUCGAAAGACUAUAGUAACGAUUCGAGUGAUGAAUUCGGUAUAAACGCAUCUGAAAUUGAUAGUUCAAAGCUGACAAUAAUGCGGCCAAAGUUAAAUAAGACUGAGUUUAUUAGAGUAUCGUCGAAAAAAACAGAAUCGAAAGAAUUUUCGAAUGAAAAUUCAAAUAAGGCUGAUAUUGUGUGCAACGGUCAAAGGUUUCAAAUAUCGAAAAGAGAGAUGAGAGAGAGUCUUAACGAUAGCGACGAUUCGGGAGUUGUUGCGAUUGAUAAAAAAACCGGAGACGAUGCCGCGUUAUCCCCGCAAAGGCCUCCGCGAAGGCAAAAAGAAAAGCCUAUUAUUUUAAAAGAAACAAAUUUAAAACAUACGAAAUCGAGGUCGAAAUCCUCGCCGAACUUAUCGAUAAAAUCAAUAUUGAAAAAACCACCCGGAAACGGAGACGAUUCGAGCAUAUUCGAGGGUUCGAUCAUCGAUCAUAACGAUAGUCCUCCAAUUCAAUUAGAAUCGGAUAAUAAUUUAUGGAAAAAUUCAAUGCCGCAAUUAAAUUUAAUUAAUAAUAAUAAUAAUAAUAGUAGUAGUAGUAAUAAUAAUAAUAAUAGUAAUAAUAAUAAUAAAAAUCAAAGUCAAAACACGUUAAAGAAAAAAAAACAAGUUCAGUUUAAAGUGAAUAAUUCAUUUGAAAAUUUAAAUGAUAAUAACAAUCAUUCCGUAUCUGGAUUAAGGAGAAGUUAUAGCGAUAGACGAUCAACUCCUCCAACGAUAAAUUCUAAAAAUGAUGAUAAUAAUAAUAGUACAACAACAUCACGAAGUUCAUCGAGUUCCGUGCAAUUUACCGAUACAAUGGCUCUGAGAACUAGAGGAACGAGAUCAGAUACGAGAGGAAUAUUUACCGAUAAAUCAAACGCGAAUCAAAAAAAUAUUAAAUUUGAAAAAAUCGUCAAGAGUAAAAAUCCGGGAGAAACGAUGGUUUCUUCGAACGGAGGAGGAGGAGGAGGAGGAGGAGAGGUCAAAUCGAAGCAAAAACUUUCCGGAAAUUUAAUAACGUACGAAGAAUUUAGUAAAUUGAUAGAUAAUUCCGAGUCGGAUCGACAAAAAUCUUCGCCGUCUAAAACGACAAAUGGAAAUUCUAAAGUACGUUUAAAACCUAAUGCGGUGGGUGUUAAAACAAAAGCACCCGCGCCAAGUCCACCGUCGAGAAAAAUUCCCAUGAAAAAGGUUGAUAAAAAUUCAGGUACGAUAUCUGUUAAAGUUUCCGUUAAAGAAUCAUGCCAUGAUUCACCGAAUGCGAACGUUGACGCGAAUAAAAAAGAGACUCGGGAGUCUGUCGAAUCGGAAAAAUCUUGUUUCGAAACGAAUACGACAGAAGAGAAAAAUGAAAAGACGACGUUGAAAUUAAAUUCGAAUUUAAUUAAAAAUACGGAGUCGAUGGGGAAAAACGUGGAAAGUAAAAAACCAUCCAUAACGAUUCAUCCUAAAAAUGUAAUAAACGAAAUAGAAAAAGAGCCGAAGAGGAAAACGUCGGUUAUAAUAAGCAAUUUUCAUCCUUUGGAUAGUAAUAAAGUCACGAUUAAUGUAACGACCGAACCCUGCGAUAAAGAAAUCAGUUCGUCGACUUGCACCAUCAUCGAAACCGGUUCUAAUUCCACGGUGAUUCCGGUCUUAUCCACGGAUAACAAAACCACAUUGAUUGUGGGUGACACUUGUUCGACCAUUUUGAAAAUGAAUGAUGACGAGACGAAAACGACGACGACGACGACGACGACGACCGCACCCGAUAAAUUUCUCAACAAUUCAAAUAAAAAACAAUUGGAAAUGUUAGAUCCAGUCGAAGCCGUUCGAAUGAAUUUAAUUCCACACGUUUGCGGGAAAACGGAUCGAGACGUUUCGAAUAAUAAUAAUGAUAAUAAUGAUAAACAAAUUAAUGAACAAACGUCAAACAAUCAAAAAGAUUUGAAACAAACAUUGAAACUUUUUGUCGAUUCUCAGGAAUGUGAAAAAACUCAAGAAUUAUCGAAAUCAUCGUGUCAGGAUGAGAGAAAUGUAAGGAACGGUGUUGUUGCCAAAUCCAAAGAUUCGUCGGCAACAACGUCCCGAAAUAACAGUUUGGAAAAAAAUUCUUCUGCUAACACAAGUAGAAAUAAUAGUUUUAAAAACAAUCAAAAUAAAAAAUUGAAAUCGAAUAAUGAAUCGGAAAACAAUGUAAUUUCACCACCGGUGGUAACUAAAAGUAAAAUUUACAUAACAGAAACGGAGGAUACAAUGGAACAAGAGAAAAAUAAAUUAGAAUGUGAAUACGAAGUUCAAAAUGAUAUUAAAGAGAAUAAGAAAAAAGAAAAUGAUAAUGAUGAUGAUGAUGAUGACGGUGACGCCUGUGAAUGUGACCACGACGACGAUGAUGAAGAAAAUAUUUACGAGACUAUUAAAGAAGAACCAAUUUACGAUAAAAUCGGUUCUAAUUUAGAUGACGAAGCAUUUCCUUCCCGACUUCCUCCUCUCGCUCCGUUUCCGGUUUUCGACAGUGCAGCUGAAACGCCACAAUCUCAAUCGACGGCAAAAUCAAUAUUUGAAGGAGCAUCAAAAUACGACAUUCUCAGUUAUUUGGUCGAUGCAAAAGAAAGAGUACAGGGUGACUCAUAUUUUAACGGAAGCACGAUCAGCGGCGAUGAUUCCGUCGAUUGUAAAAGGUUGACCUACGAUAAAAAUGAUAAGGGUUACUCAGAUCGAGAUAACAACAUCUCUCCGGAUCUAUCUGAAUUCGGAAAGAUCAGUUAUGCGAAAUUCAUAUCGUCGGAAACGGAUUCGGAAAUGGAUUUGUCGAUAAAUAGGUACAGUCAAAUAAGUAAUUCGAGCGAUGAUAACGUCAAUUCGGUUCUCGGCACGCCCGAGAAAAUGCCGCCCCUCAAAUUUCACAAGAAAAGUUCUGCCGAAGUUGAAAGAAACGAUUCUGGAGUGGGUUCGGAAGCGAGCCACACAUCGAGAAGCAAAUGGCAGACGUAUUCGAGCAUAAAAGAAGAUCCGCGGAAUUUAUGCGACGAUUGCGAUCAAAUUGUCGAAGCAAAGGUUACAGAAAGCGGUGCCAUGUACAUACCAUUAGUCUGUAGGAAAUGUGCAAAAAAAAGAUCGGAAAGAAAGGAAAUAAUACAAGAAAUAGUUGAAACGGAAGAAAAAUACGGAAGAGAUCUUAAAAUAAUUUUAGAAGAAUUUUACACUCCGAUGUUGGUAGCGGGGUUAUUGACUCCAGAACAAUUGUCGGCUAUUUUUUUAAACACAGAAGAAUUACUGGAAAAUAGUAAAAUUCUCAUUGAAAGAUUGCGAGACACGUUAGAAAUAGCCAUGGAGCAGGGAGACGAAGAUUUUUUAACCGUAAACGUCGGAAAAUUAUUUUUAGAAGCGGGUCCCAUGUUGCACGCUUUCGAACGUUAUUGCAUACGACAGGGAGGGGCAGCCAUGUUGUUAACGAAUUUGGAAAAGGAAAAAGAACUUUUAAGAAUAUUCUUAAGAGUUUCGCAAAUGGAAAACACAGUUCUAAGAAGAAUGAACCUUAAUUCAUUUUUAAUGGUGCCAGUUCAAAGAGUUACUAAAUAUCCCCUUUUACUAGCCAGACUGUACAAAGUAACACCUGUACAACAGGAAAAUAGGGAAACGCUUAAAGAAGCUCAACAUAAAAUUGAACUUCAUUUGGAACAUAUGAAUUCCGAAGCUAAAGACGUGAGCGCGACAAAAGUAUGGAGAAGAUUUUCAACGGCGACAAUUAGCGGUCGAAAAGUCGCGACGGAAUCCGAAAUAAUGAACAUAAAACUUCGUAAAAUGGCCGUGGACGUUUUGGAAUGGAAUCACGAAGAAGUGAGAUUCGUUUUAGAGGGAAAAUUAUUAUACACUCAACCGAACGAUAAUAAUUGGAAAAGAGGGAAAACGAUAAAACUCGCUCCCGUUUUCGUACUUUUGGUCACUCUUGGAAAACCAAAUUCAAAAUACAAAAUGGAUCCCACCGAUGAGGAUCUUAUAUUUCCGGUCAAAACGGGAAUAAGGGAAGCGACCCUACUAUUAGUUAAAGAAAAAUGUAAUCGAUACACAUUAAUUAGGGAGCCCUUGUAUUUGGAUAAAAUAAUUGUUUGUUGCGAAACGGAUAUCGAUGAAUCUUUCGAAGUGCAAGAGCUCGUGACAAAAGAUAGUUUCAUAUUCAAAGCGGAAGAUUGCGAAAGGACCAAAGAAUGGUAUAAACAAUUACAAUAUCACGCACAGAUAUUGGGAAUGUGGCGUAAAAGGAGGAACGCUCUUGCAAACAUAAUGAUCAACGGAAUGAUGGCCAGAGCUCAAACGAGCUGA